Dermatophagoides farinae (American house dust mite) is the source of this 925-nucleotide messenger RNA. NCBI's taxonomy places the organism in Eukaryota, Metazoa, Arthropoda, Arachnida, Sarcoptiformes, Pyroglyphidae. The record is from RefSeq and is a predicted model, not a curated record.
AUGGAUUCAAGUCUGUUUGGCAAAAAAUCAAAUUCCGAGUUGGCCUCACUGUUUGAAUGUCCCGUUUGUUUCGAAUACAUUUUACCUCCAAUUUUGCAAUGUCAGAAUGGCCAUCUCGUUUGCCAGACCUGUCGCAAAAUGAUAACCACAUGUCCGACGUGUCGAGUCCAGAUCACGUCGAAUAUCCGAAAUCUGCAGAUGGAAAAAGUGGCUUCGAGCGUCUAUUUUCCUUGUAAAUACUCGAUUCUUGGCUGCAAAACUCAGCUCCUUUACCAAGAUAAACCAGGCCACGAGGAAGCCUGUACUCAUAAACCGUACAUAUGUCCAUGUCCAGGAACCAGUUGCAAGUGGCAAGGCCCAAUAGAUCAGGUGAUGCCGCAUCUCAUGUCACAACACAAAAGCAUCACGACGUUGGAAGGUGAAGACAUUGUCUUUUUGGCCACGGACAUCAAUCUUAGCGGUGCAGUCGAUUGGGUGAUGAUUCAGUCAUGUUUCUCACACCAUUUCAUGUUGGUGCUCGAAAAACAGGAAAAGAAUGGCCGGCAGCAGUUUUACGCUGUCGUCCAAAUCAUCGGAUCUGAAAAGCAGGCCGAGAAUUUCAUUUACCGGUUAGAGUUGUCUGGUCAUAAACGGCGAUUGGUCUGGGAAGCAACACCCAAAUCUAUCCACGACGGUGUCCAAACGGCCAUCAACACAAACGACUGUCUAGUGUUUGAUACGACAUUGGCCCAGAGAUUCUCGGAAAACGGUAAUCUCGGCAUCAAUGUCACCAUCUGCCCAGUCUAAACAUUCUAUUCUCACAAUGUCCAUGUAUCAUCUCUCUCUCUUUCUCUGUGUAUGUGUAUCUUUUGACUUUUCAUUCCGUAUUUUCUUGAAUAAAUAAACGACCGUAUAGUUGGAAAUUCCCACUAGGCGGUAUGAUAAA